Paramecium primaurelia is the source of this 703-nucleotide messenger RNA. Lineage: Eukaryota; Ciliophora; Oligohymenophorea; Peniculida; Parameciidae. The record is from the annotation of a GenBank genome assembly.
AUGUCUUAACAUAUUUAAGCAUCAGUUUAAUUCAGUUUUCCAAAAGCACCUAGAUUUCAAAGAAUACGUACUCCUUGUUAAACAGACUAUUAUGAACCAAAUUAUUUUCGCAGUACUAGAGCAUCUGGAUUUGGUUAUGGCAAAAAGUUUGACUUUACCAAAAUUCAUUUCUACACAGAAAACUAUUAUGAUCCUACCAGUUCUUUCUCAAAUCAAAAGGGGACAAGUUUUGGAUUAGGCAGAGAUCUUGUUAAAUAUAGAACAUAUUAUUAAGGAAAUCGAGUACCAGGUCCUGGGGCUUAUAAUUAAAGUCCUAACAAGACAAUUGGUUAUAAAAUUGGUGAAAAGUUAAGUAAAACUUAUCAAGCUCAUGAAAUACCUGGUCCUGGGACUUAUGAUCAAAAUUUUUAUAAGCAGCGAAGUAUAUCUAUCAACAAAAAGCCUGAAAGAUUUUCAACUGAUUCAACUUUUAAUCCUGGACCAGGAGAAUACUAUGCUUAAUCAAAAUCUUGUUAUUCUAAAUGUAAGUUUGGAAAUGCCCAUAGAAAAUGUUUUAUUGAUGAAGCUGUUAGAGCUGCAGAGAAAAGUGGAGGUAUUAAUAUAUAACAAUUAAUAAGUGCCAGGACCAGGGAAUUAUGCUAAUUUUACUCAGUUUGUCUAGCUAGAAAAAUCACGUAAGCGUCCAUCUACUGCUAAAAACUGA